Messenger RNA from Penicillium diatomitis, 1572 nucleotides. Its product is annotated as SF3a splicing factor complex subunit PRP9. The coding region runs from base 1 to 1572 and encodes 523 amino acids. Gene Ontology annotation, cellular component: nucleus; spliceosomal complex. Gene Ontology annotation, biological process: mRNA splicing, via spliceosome. NCBI's taxonomy places the organism in Eukaryota, Fungi, Ascomycota, Eurotiomycetes, Eurotiales, Aspergillaceae. The record is from RefSeq and is a predicted model, not a curated record. Gene Ontology annotation, molecular function: zinc ion binding; RNA binding. The transcript is spliced from 2 exons.
AUGUUAUUUGAGGAUGUGCGAUUUAUCCAUGAGGAUUUGGAACGGCUGGAGCAGGCCGUUGCCGACCGAGUUGCUGAUAAUCCAUCAAAUAUUCGACAAAGCCUAGCAAGAGAUCACGAAGUUGCGCACUUCCUCAAAAGAAUCGAGGAGCAGUCACAGCGCCUGCUAGAGAUCUACAACGAUACCGAUAGACAGCUCGACAAAGAAGCGCAGACGAUCUCGACCGGCGAUCAAUUCGAGAAUUUCUACAAGCAGCUGGACGACAUCAGGGAAUUUCAUAAGCGAUAUCCAAAUGAGCCCGUUGAGAACCUGGAACGUGCAUACAAGCGUCGCCAACCAGGCGAAGGGGAAAUUCCCCGUGUUGAUGUGGACGCCAUGUUCACCGGAGAGGAGGCUUUCGGUCAAUUCCUUGAUCUCACCAUGAUUCACGAACAAUACUUGAACCUCCCCGGCGUCAAGCGAAUUGCGUAUACUCAGUAUCUGGGUAUUUUUGACGAGUUUACACCACCGGUCAUGAACAUCAAGCGCAAGGACAAAAUUUCAGACAAGUACUUCAACUACGUUGGCGACCUUGCGAGUUACCUUGAAAGCUUUAUAAAACGGACGCGACCGUUGCAGGAUCUUGACAGGAUGUUCGGCUUGUUCGACGAACAAUUUGACACCAAGUGGGCCGCUAAAGAAGUGCCGGGUUGGACAAGCGAGAAGACAGAAAACAAUACCCCUGGUCCCCAGACACAAGGGACGGGAGCCGGAAUUUGGUGCUCGGACUGCGAGAAAGAGUUCAGCAACGACAACGUGUAUCGCAAUCAUCUGACCGGAAAGAAGCACAUUCGGAACGCCGAGGCAAAGUCAGCCGGAAAUUCCGAGGAACAACCUACCGCUUCCUCUUCACAAAGAGGAGUUUCUACGUUCAGUCUGAAAGAGCGCGCAGUGGCUGAACGCGAACAUCGUGUUCGUUGCUUGGCGCAGGAGCUCGAAUCCACCCGCAAGGCCACUCGGGAUAAUGUUGAGCGUAGACAGGCUAUGACGGAACGCGAACGCCGAGCUGAUAAUGAAGCUAUGAUGGCAGACCCGGAAGAAUACGCACACGCUGGUGAUGGAGACAUGUCGGAUGACGAAGAAGAUGAUAAACUCUACAACCCAUUGAAGCUGCCGCUUGCGUGGGAUGGAAAACCCAUUCCUUACUGGCUGUACAAGCUGCAUGGUUUGGGUACGGAGUAUCCGUGUGAGAUUUGUGGCAACUUUGUCUACAGGGGACGCCGUGCUUUCGAUAAGCAUUUCUCAGAGGGUCUCCACAUCUACGGUCUGAAAUGCUUGGGAAUCACGUCCAACACUAACCUCUUCCGUGAAAUCACUCGCAUUGACGAGGCUGUGCGUCUCUGGGAAAAGCUUGAGCGAGACCGCAAGAAGGAGCGCGAAUCUCGGGACAACGUCGUACAGAUGGAGGACGCCGAAGGCAACGUUAUGCCGGAAAGAAUCUACUUGGAGUACGUUUCCUCAUCUCCCGCUUUUGGCUCACCUGACGAUGCUGACAUUUUCAUCUCUAGUCUUCAAAAACAGGGUAUUCUCUAG